Helobdella robusta is the source of this 723-nucleotide messenger RNA. RefSeq lists its product as hypothetical. The transcript is spliced from 2 exons. NCBI's taxonomy places the organism in Eukaryota, Metazoa, Annelida, Clitellata, Rhynchobdellida, Glossiphoniidae. Bases 1 to 723 code for a protein of 240 amino acids. The record is from RefSeq and is a predicted model, not a curated record.
AUGUUUCUUCAAGUGUUAUUUUUUCUAUUGUUUGCAUCCCCGUUGCUGUCUUACAAUUGCGAUUACACGCCGAGCGAUGUUGGUCAGCAAGCAGAUGUUGUUACACUGGAUUCUGCAGAGCAAACCAUUUCAAGACAAAUAUGUUCAACGGUUACACUCAAGUGUAUGAGUCCACAAUCGAACCGCUUGUUUAUGUUUUGGUCUGUCAAUGAUGUCAUCAUGUUUUCAAACGACAAACCUGUGAUACCAUUAGAUGAAUUUAAAUAUGGCGCGAAGAUUAUCACCGAUGGAAAUUCGAACAUUCUCGGUGGCGAGCUGACUAUUAGGAGCAUCAACGAAACGGACGACGCUACGUACAGCUGUCAAGUCCCGGCGGGAACCAAAUUCAAACUUCAUUUAAACGUACUCGUACCUCCGGGAACAUUGGCGUUAACGUUGACAAUAAAAUCCGGCACACCGGAUAUCUUAAGAGAGGGCAACCAAAUCACCCUGACCUGCUUCUCGGAGGGAGGCAACCCCCGUCCCAAUUUACUGUGGCGGCGAGGUGAUGUCCUGCUGGAUGCCAGCUUGUACAAGUGGGAGGGGUCAGGGGGGAAGUUUGGUAGGACGUUCAGCACGCUGCAGUGGACGUUGAGGUGGGAUGACCACCAAACUGAAUUCAGGUGCUUCGAUGACAAGGCUACAAUUUCUGCUUCGAAAACACUUUCCGUUCUGUGUGAGUGA